ACAACCCGGACCAGCCAUUGUGCUUCUCUCUCGAUCCUCCACACCCAUUUGCCUUCGUGACAUACUUGGAGCCUUGAAUCUCGACACGACUACCGGCGACAUACUCCCUGCUGCGCCUCGUCGACUUCUCCUGGGCAUUUCCGCUUCGUUGUCUUCGUUGCGCCAGGACUCGCGGACCGCCUACUCGACAGUACGAAUACGAACAAGAGCAGAACUGGGCCCGGAUACCUACACGAGGAGGACAAUAGUACCCUCGAUAUACUCCGCCUACGACACUCCGUGAGCUGCGCGACGUUCGUCCCAGCCAUCGCCCGUAAACAUGUCGGGAGCUCUCCGCAGCAUUAAAAAUGUCACAAAAGGGUAUAGCUCAGUGCAGGUGAAAGUCCGCAAGGCGACCAGCAACGAUGCAUGGGGCCCAACCGGCGCAGAUAUGGCUGAUAUUGCCAAAAUCACAUUCAAUAGUUCUACCGACUUUUACGAAGUCAUGGACAUGCUUGACAAGCGGCUCAACGACAAGGGCAAGAACUGGCGGCACGUUUUGAAGAGCUUGAAGGUGCUGGACUAUUGUCUGCAUGAAGGUUCCGAAUUGGUCGUAACAUGGGCUCGGAAGAACAUCUACAUCAUCAAGACUCUGCGCGAGUUCAUGCACAUUGAUGAUGAUGGCAGGGAUGUUGGCGCAAGCAUCCGCGCCUCUGCCAAGGAGUUGACUUCUUUAAUCCUCGACGAGGAGCGCCUCCGCGCCGAAAGGACGAAUCGGGGAUCAUGGAAAUCUCGAGUGACUGGUCUUGAAGAGUUUGGCCUGGGUGGUGAGGAGCCUACCCAUCGACGCAGAGAAAGAGUGAACCGACCGCAGCAUGACGAUGAGGACGAUCUCGAAUACAAGCUCGCUUUGGAGGCCUCGAAGAAUGAGGCUGAAGAAGCCAAUCGCAGGAACAAAACUCAUGUAGACGACACCGAUGAUGAUCUCGCAAAGGCCAUCAAAUUGAGCAAGGAGGAAGAGGAGCUGCGAAAGCGACAAUUGGAGGAUCAGAACCAGAGCGAUCUGCUGUUCGACGACACACCGGCGCAAACGACCCAGCCUACUGGCUUCAACCAAGGCUAUCAGCAGCAGGGAGCUGUUGACUGGUUUGGCAAUCCCAUUCAGCAACCACAGCAGACCGGAUAUGUCGAGAAUGCCUACAGCCAACCACUGCAGCAACAGCAGACUGCUUUCCAGAAUGGGUAUGGCGGUGGAUUUGGAUAUCAACAACCACAACCGACGGGCUACGAGCAAAUGCAGCAACCACAGCAGCAGUUUCUCCAGCCUCAGAAUACUUAUAAUCCUUGGGCACAGCAAAUGAACGGCUUUGGCCAGCAGCAACAACCAGUCCAAGAACAGCCAACCGCACAGGCUGGAUCGAACAACCCUUGGGCAUCGACUCAACCCACGGCUGCCCCUAUUGGCAUUCAGCCUACAGGCUCGAACAACCCCUUCGCGACACAGACUCAAGCUGCUCGCCAGACCUCUUCACCCUUCCGCCAGCCCACACUCAACACUCUUGCCGAGCAACAAACCACGAACCAAUUCAACACCCGACCAAACCCGAUUCAAAACUUCACAGCUCCUCAACCAGCCAAAUCUCCAGUCCAGCAACAAGCCGCGAGACCACCUCAAGACCCGUAUCAAGCAAAGCUCAACCAGCUCCUCUCCAGCGGCGAAGGGCAAGACACCUUCGGCAACACCGGCGACAUGCGUAUUCCUGCUCAGCACACGGCUCCAGGGACAUAUGUCAAUUCGGCUGGUCUUGGCAGCAUGGGGCGAUUGGAAGCCAGCCGUACGGGUACGAAUCCAUUCUUCUCCCAGCCGCCUCCGCAGCAGCAGUUCCCUGCUCAGACUGGACCGGCUGGUGGAUUUGGAAUGGGAAGCGCGAAUCCCUUUGGUGCGCCGCAGCAGCAGAGACAGCAGCAGCAACAGCAGGGUGGGAGUUUGAUUGAUCUAUGA
This is a messenger RNA of Zymoseptoria tritici IPO323, 1981 nucleotides long. RefSeq lists its product as uncharacterized. The record is from RefSeq and is a predicted model, not a curated record. Gene Ontology annotation, biological process: actin filament organization; endocytosis. Gene Ontology annotation, cellular component: clathrin vesicle coat; plasma membrane; endosome. The transcript has 4 exons. NCBI's taxonomy places the organism in Eukaryota, Fungi, Ascomycota, Dothideomycetes, Mycosphaerellales, Mycosphaerellaceae. Gene Ontology annotation, molecular function: clathrin binding; phospholipid binding. Bases 320 to 1981 code for a protein of 553 amino acids.